CUGCUCUUCAGUCUUAAAUGUUUCAGUCCAGCCAGUUUCUCAAUAAAUGACAUUAUAUAAAUGACAAUAAUUAUGAAAUAUUUACCAAUCUGAAUUAAGCAUCCGCAACGUCAAUGUGUAAAGAUGAAAUACUGUUAUGUUGAUGUUUUACAUGCACUGACAAAAUACCUUUUUGAGGUUUGAAAAUUAAAACGAAUGACGGAAUCAAACCUAGACCUUUACAAUGACGGAUGAAUGCUUUAAACCCAAGGUUACCAACAACACCCCAUUUAAAGGCAAACACUUUUAAACAGAUAUCCCAUGCUACACGUGAAAGAGCGUUUAACAACUAUAUCUGAACAGUGAUUCAGCAAAAGACAAACAAUUUACUGAAUAGAACAAUGAAACGUACUUAGCUGUUGAUUUUGCUUUUCUGAAACCGAACUCGACAGCUCUAUUUUUAUAUACCAGGUUAUAUUCAUUCUACCAUGACAUAAUUAGAACAGAAACACGAACUCUUGCGCAAUUGGUUAGAGAUAUGUCUACAGUCACAUAUGAUAUUUUUCACAGCUUCUCAGGUACAAUAAAACAUAGUGUAAUGGGGUCUAAAGGAGCGUCAAGCAGGUCUUUCUGCAACGAUUUCCAGGGGUUAUUUUAAGCUUACCAUCGCACUCAGCAGUAUUUAUAUGACUUCGAUAUGUAAAUGAUCCUGCCUUGACAAGACAAUCCAUAAUUGACAUUUUGAUCGAUCUAUCGAACUGGGAUAUGAUGGCAUGGGUCAACAAAUUCAGCAAACCUAACCACCCGAUUUUGUUAGUCGCCUCCUACGACAAAAAUGGGUCGCUGAAUUCUAAUCAGGAUCUCUAACGGUCUUCAAACAAAUAAAAUAGAGACGUUAAGGUCAGGGAUACAAGAUUCAAGUGAAGCUUUUGAUAUGGUAUGGUGUCGAGAAUAUCCCCAAUUUUCACCUCUACCACUCGUGUUUGCGGACUAUUUGUUCAGGUAAACAUGUAACAUACCUGUGUGUGUUUGUGACGGGUGCUGCCAUGGAGAAUGUUACGCUACGUUUCGUAAACACCUCGUAUCAUCAAUUAUUCAUUAUUAUUCAUGAACAUUUGUUGGUGGUAGUGUUGGAAUCCUAUUAUGGUAUAUGCUUUUGUGACACAUGAUAACAAAAGGGAUUGAAUGGAAGUUGCUAUGUUGCAUAUUUGUUACGAUUAUGGCAAUGUUUUUGUAACAUAUAAUUCUACAUGUUCCAUAGUCUGGUUCCAUGAUGAGCAAAAGUAAUAAUACAAAAUAUUCGUUUUGAAAAAACAAUUAUCUCCUGCUUUACUUCUAUGAUAUUUGUCAUAUUUCCGGGAAUGGAAUGCACAUUGGUAUAUGAUAUAUAUAUAUUUUCACAAUUACAGAUGGUUGUCAAGAGCAUAAAUGGAUUAAUGGAAUGUGAUCAUAAAACAAACCAGUUUUAAUAAAAAUGAUUUAGGUUUAUAGCCAGCUUGCAUUUGAUUUUUUGCGGAUGUAAAAUCUCCAGUUCAUAAAUUUAUGAGCAAUUUCAUAGCCUUCCUACCGUACAUAGUGAACGAUCUUUGCAUACUCUUAAUUUGCCGACGUUAUGUUUACAUUGUUGGGAAGGUAUCAUACUAGGGCAGUUGUGCGUUUUAUCAGCACACAGGGCCACCCAUUUUCAACUAAGACAUAUUUCCGUAUUAAUCCCCGUGUGGCACUUGUUGAUGAAAGAGUCUCCAUCAAAGUCAAUGAUCUUCGUCCACUACAGCGAGUGACUGUACGGACAUGCGUGGAAGAAGGAAAGGCUGUCUUCUGCUCAUGUGGCCAUUUUCAAGCUGACCAACAGGGACAAGUCGAUAUAGCUGAGCAUGCUUCAACUGGGGGAACAUACAAGGUAAGCCAUGAUAGCAUGGGACUCUUCUGGAGUAUGAAGCCUGUUCCAGGGAUUUCAAAGGAUCUACUUCUUAGAAAGGGAGAUGUGACGACACCUCUUGUCUUCAGACUGUCUGUAAUUGAUGGCCACAUUCCCCUUGAAGACCCGCAGCUGGCCACACCAGUAGUUCUAGCAACAGAGGAGCUAGAACGAUGGUACAAACACGAAGCUGUGAGAAGGACAGUCGUGCGAGAAGGUUCCCUAAGGGGAACUCUCUUCUUGCCUGAAGGGGAAGGUCCGUUUCCCGGGAUAAUAGACAUGUUUGGUUCCACUGGAGGGCUGACGGAGUUCCGUGCAGCUUUGUUGGCGUCCAGAGGUUUCGCUUCCUAUGCUCUUCCUUUCUUUGGACAUGACGAUCUCCCACCGUCAUUGGCUGACUUUGACUUUGACUACGUACUGGGUGCUGUAGACUGGUUUGCCUGUCAUCCAAGUGUACGGCAAGGAGGGAUCGGUGUAGUUGGUACCUCUAAGGGAGGUGAACUCGCCUUGCUGCUUGGCAUGGCCACAAAUAAGGUGAAUGUGCAUGGAAGAACAAUGCCAAGAUCCUGUAUUUGUGUGGCGAUGAUGAUGGCGUGUGGAUGGAUACAUACGCUGAAAACGUUCAUGGAGACCUGUCCUGAAGAGAAACGGAAGAACGUUGAACUUAUCAUCUAUUCAGGAGCAGGUCACCUUAUCGAACCACCAUACAUGCCCUUGUGUAGAGCAAGUUACCAUAACAAGCUAGGCAUGACGUUGGUGAUGGGAGGACAACUGGAAGGUCAUGCUGUAGCCCAAAGAAGACGCCUGGAAGAGACUGCUCCAAUUCUUCCAGAAACAUCUGUAGUAGACACCAAGACAGAUAAGCUACUGACAUACAGGGAUCAUGCCUACUGCAUGUUCUGAAUUCGUUCUUAUACAGUUAGCAGAACGAUGUGCCAUCUCCAAAUAUAUAUAGUACCAAAUGUUGUGCUGAUGAAAGGGGAUAAUUCUGCCAUGCCUGGGCUCAUCGGUUUAGUUUCUUCAAACAGCAUACAUGUACGUCAUAGACACCUCAGAUUGUUGUUCUGUAUGUCGGGAAUAACUUGUAUCCUUCGUACAAUAUUAUCGGACGAGUCCAUACUUAUACUAAUGAUUGUAUGUCAUUAUGUCAA
This is a messenger RNA of Haliotis rubra (blacklip abalone), 3048 nucleotides long. Its product is annotated as acyl-coenzyme A amino acid N-acyltransferase 2-like. The record is from RefSeq and is a predicted model, not a curated record. Gene Ontology annotation, molecular function: fatty acyl-CoA hydrolase activity. Gene Ontology annotation, biological process: fatty acid metabolic process; acyl-CoA metabolic process. NCBI's taxonomy places the organism in Eukaryota, Metazoa, Mollusca, Gastropoda, Lepetellida, Haliotidae. The transcript is spliced from 6 exons. The coding region runs from base 1592 to 2800 and encodes 402 amino acids.